UAUAUUGCGAUGCAAAACAACAUGGCGGGAAUGAGAGAGCAAUACGACACUGCUCUGCUCGGAAUAUUACAACAUGAGGGACAGAUUGCUGGAUUUCUGGACGCCAUGUUUGGAUUUUUGUAUAGAAGGACUGACUUUUAUCGGAUAAUGAAACAGAAGACAGACAGGCUAGGAUUCCCUCCAGGAGUGGCAGUUAAACUUUUACUCAAUGCCUAUAAACAGUAUGAAGACUUGGCAAGAAAGGAUGAAGCAGAAAAGGAAAACUUAAAGCAAAUGAAAGAGGCAUUGGAACCGACUGAUACAGUACCUCCAGCAGCUGUUAGAACUGUAGAAGUACCAACUUCCAACCAGCCGAUUGGGGAAGUCAGCGGUAGAUCACCAGGAUCUGUUGAUUCAGGGGAGAGUACCUCCGCAUCAGGCAGCCAUGAAACACCACAGCCAAUGGUCACAGAAGAUGCCAGUCGAGUUGAAAACAAACCUUCUGAUAAAAACAGUGAAAAGAAAGACCAGGAUCCAGAACUCACAAAACAACAAGAGAAGUUUCAGGCCAACCCCGCCAGUCACAAUGGCGCCAUGAGGGACAACUAUUCUUGGUCACAAACCAUCAAUGAUGUAGAUGCACAGAUCAAAGUACCAAAGUAUGUAACGAAAGGCAAAGAUGUGAAGGUUGUGAUCGAAAAGAAGCGAUUGAAGGUUUCCUACAAACUGGACACUGGGCAGUGGCUGGACAUUAUGAAUGAUGUACUGUCCUGGGACGUAAUGAAGGAAGAGUCUAUGUGGAGCCUGGUGCCUGGUGACCACAUACAUGUGAAUUUGGAGAAGAAAGAGGAGCGAUGGUGGGAGGCAUUACUUGUUUCAGAAACCAAGAUAAAUGUGAGGAAGAUUGAUGCCAGUCGACCGAUGUCUGAUCUAGAUGACGAGGCUCAAGCCAAGAUUGGGGAGAUGAUGUAUAAUGAUCGACAGAAGAAACUGGGACUCCCAACUAGUGAUGAAAAAAAAGUUCACAACUUACUGCAGGAUGCCUGGGAUGCAGAUGGGUCACCGUUCAAAGGACAGCCUUUUGACCCCUCAAAGGUCAACAUGACUCCUGGCGGUGUUGUCUCCAUUAACGAGGAUAAACCAUAACUAUUCAGAAAAGCAGACAUCGCCAAUCCAUCUUCGCCACAAUUGCAAGAAAACGUUGAAAAUUGUUUGCAUGCCGAGUUGAAAUAGAACUGCUUUAAUUUAGUUUCAGUUCUGAAUCUUUGCUUUAUUGUUAAAGAUUGCUUAAUACAAAACAUGUUCCAUAUUGAAGCCCUUGUAAACAGCGACUACUCGAAAGAUAACGGAAAUCCUGGUGGUGUUGUUUCCAUUAGUAAUAAAUAAACCAUAAUCGAUAAGAUAAACUGACAUCGCUAAAACCGAUGAACAAACUCUGCAUGUGGAGUUGGGAUACGAAGGUAACUGCAUUAGGUAAAUUUUGUUUCCUUUCAUUAAAUGUAUUGUUAAAGAUUGUUUAUAAAAAAUGUCAAUGCAAAAUGUUUCGUGUAUGAUUUUCUUUGUAAUGCAGGUUAUCAAUUAGAUUUACCAGAUCUGAUUAUAUUUGAUCCUGAAGUAUUGUCGACAAAUUAAUUCCAAACUUUGGAUAUUCAUUUUCUCUUUACAAGAUCUGCUGGUGUUAUAGCUGGGCAAGUCUAGUGAAUAAGUGUGGAUCCAUUUAAUCUGAACAUGUGUGAUAUCAACAAAAACAUUCAAAAUCUUUCAUUUUCUUCUCGAGUUGUCAUAUCACUGAAAUUGUGAUAUCUGGUAGAGGAGUGAGAAUGUAAACAUUUCUGUUGACCAAGGUAAUAUGGAGCAAAGUAAUCCGACACAAGAGAAAACAUGGCAAAGUAUUGCAAGGCAAUC
This is a messenger RNA of Mizuhopecten yessoensis (Yesso scallop), 1884 nucleotides long. Its product is annotated as nudC domain-containing protein 3-like. The record is from RefSeq and is a predicted model, not a curated record. Gene Ontology annotation, cellular component: cytoplasm. Gene Ontology annotation, biological process: protein folding. NCBI's taxonomy places the organism in Eukaryota, Metazoa, Mollusca, Bivalvia, Pectinida, Pectinidae. The transcript has 8 exons. The coding region runs from base 10 to 1125 and encodes 371 amino acids.